ACGUACAGUGGACGUUCACCAUGACAGUCAGUGGUCCUAUGUUUGGGACAAGUCUGCUCCACUCUACGUAGAUCUCAGCUGUCCCGUGUGUGUCCGUAUGCUCACAGACUUUAGGCCGAGCAUUGCGGUCACAGAGGCCGAAGAGAGGAGCUCGUGAGCCCGGGUGGAGCUGUCUGUGCACGGGCUUAAGCUAACCAACAUAGCCGUUAUCUCGCAUCCGUCAGGCGGAGCUAAAACCCGUGGAUCUUUUUCACUCUGUUCUUCUGAUAAAGCAGGUCACAAAAAAGAUGCCCUGACCCGCAGCACCCCUCUGUGGAGAGGCAGUGCACAGCAUGUCCUGAGUGCACCUGAGCGUUUGCUUCAGACCACAGCAUACAGGACACCACAUCCUCUCUCCCUCUACAGAAGGCUCCUGGUGGCUCCUGGGGGCCCCUCCUCCCCUCCACGCCCUGUAGGCAGAGGAUGGUGGGGGUGCUGUCCCGCAGGAGCAUGUCUCAGCGUCUCAGCCUCCUCCUGGUGGUGGUGGGCCUGGUCUGGGGGCUCAUGCUACUGCGCUACACCGUCCAUCAACCCAGGCACCAGAGCAGCCACGAGCUCCGUGAGCAGAUCCUAGAGCUAAGCCACAGAUAUGUGCGCGUGCUCAGAGAGGAGAAGGAGAGCGCUCCGGGAGGGCCACAGGGCACCGCACUUGCUGGAUAUGCUGACCUUAAGAGGACCAUCGCCGUGUUACUAGAUGACAUCCUGAACCGCUUGACAAAACUAGAGGGCAAAAUCACCCUGAUGUCCAACUCCUCCUCCUCCACCAACUCCUCUCAACCAGCAGGGAGCGCUCUGUCCUCUGCCCCCAUGUCCUUACAGAGGCCCGGCAAGCUCAAGCCCACCGCUAGGACGUCCCGACUGCACCCACACGUCCCCAAUCGCCUCUAAUCUCACCUCCAGCCAGACUGUUGCACCUGCUCCUUUAACAGGACCGGAUGCUGCUAUUUUCUAAUCUAUGUUAUAAUGUUGUUUCCUCAUCACAAACAUACCUGGAGUUGGGUUUUGUUUUAUUAAUGUUUAGUAUGUUUAACACACAGACCUGCAUAAACCCUUCAUAUUUAGGCUUAGUUAUUCUCUCAAACAGCCUGUUCCACCUUAUGAUAUGUGGUAAUGCAGGAAGUGCUCCACUGUGUAUUUAAACUCCAUACUCAAUCAUCUGGAUACUCUCAGUCCUGGAAUUGCCAAUCUCUAAACUUACAGCCACCUUUUACAUUUUGUUCAAUAAACAACCACUUCAUGACAUCAGAGCAUUUUAAGUUUAAGUUUUUAAGUACUGAAACAUGAAACAAAACAGAACUCCAGGUAUGUUUUUGAUGAGGUAAGUUAUAACAUUGCUAAAAGCUCACAGGAGUUAAUUUUGUGUAAUAUAGAACCUUUAAGAAGUUUCUAUUUAUUUUUACGAGCCUGCACAUUUUUGGUUAAGUUUUGAUUUUAUUUUUCUUUUUUUCUUUCUGAUGCCAUAUUUGCAGUGUUAUGUUUAGCUGCUGGAUAUGUGUUGACACCAGCUGUACUCCUCACCUGCUUGAACUUCUCAGAAUUGGGGUUGCAUUAUAUACAUUGAAAACUAGUCUGAAAUUUCAAUGAUAUGAGAUGGCAUUUUAAUCUGAACAUUACUUAAAGUGCAUAUGACAGGUUUUUAGUUUUUUCUAAUUCUGACUUGGUUUGAAAGACUAGUACCUCUGCUAAAUAUUCAUAAUAGUUUUACAACAGUGGCAAACUGUCAAGAAAAGUACAAAAAAAACAAGAAAUUGCACUGAGUUCUAUUCUAACAGAAUACCUCUACGUAUGUCAUCACCAUAGACUAUAUAUAAAUGGACACAGCUAAACUUCUAGACGCCGUGUUUCAGAUAGAAGUGAGCAUGAGCAUGUUUCCAGCUCCAUCAAAUCUAGUUCCAGUUCACUUUCCAUUGAAAAAACGUUGCCCCUCUCUGCCAUCAGACUCGACAUUUUGGUCUUAAAGGUUUUCAUAUUAACCUCCUCUACGUGAUCCUGGUGUUUUUAUUUAGUUAUUUUUUCUGUAAAUCAAAAUGUGAACAUUAACAACUGACAAAGUUUUUAGUUGCUAUGAUACUGACGGUCGGAAUUCCAAAUAUGGAACUCAGCUCCAGAUUGGUCCCUGUACCUGCUCUAGCCUGAAUGAGCUUCAUUUGACUGGAGCCGAACACGAUAGGUGGCAUCACACUCCCUUUGUCCACUUUUAAAUACAGUCUAUGAUCAUCACAAAGAAAACUCCAUCCAAUAUGCAGGGACAAUUUAUGCACAAGGAAGGCAUCAACUUUGAUUAAACAAAAUAAAGGUGUUAUUUAGGAUAAUCUUAAUAUAGAGAUUAGGAUUAUCCUAAAACUAUGGUCACUAGUUAAUAGUUACAGAUUUACCUCUGCACGUGCCUGCUACCCAUGUCCAAUCAGGAAGGAAAACUAUAACCUGCACCAAAUUUUUUAAAUUAGUCAAGAUGUGUAGUAAAAUAUUAAAUAAAAUAGUUGAACCUGUCAGAUGCACUUUAAUGUUAAUUAUGUAAAAACCUCACUGUGAUGUAGAUUGUUCUGCUCUAAAGUCCCGCCUGCUUUGAAGUCUCUCAGGGUUCUAGUAGUAAAUUUCCCAUUCAUUUUCCCAUGAACUUUUUGAAUAAUUUAAAGGUGUGACAAAGGCUAAGCAUGGUAAUUAUGGUAACUACUGUCCGUAACGUGGUUAUUGUCAUUUAAAAAAACAAAAACAUAUUUUAAAACUUAGUAACUUGUUGGUUUCAAAUUUCAGAAACUAAUUUUAUAUUAAAUUGUAGGUCUUGUUGUGAUUAGACUGUGCAGUCCCUCAAUCAUGUCAUUAGUUACCACAAAAACUGAUUAAUAAUGUGUUUUUUAGUAAGUCCAUGGGAAAGAUUUAUGAGAAAUUUACUUCCAAAGAACCUUGAGCUGUGUGGUCACUGGCUACAUUUCAUGCACACCAAAAUCUGAUUAUUAUCAGAUUUUUGGAGCUUUAAAAUUACUUGUAGUGCAUUUGACAGAUUUAUAUAUUUUUCAAAUUAUUACCUAGUUGGUAAAUAUUGAUCAUAGUUUUACAUCAGUUAAGUGUCAGUUUGUGAAGAAAAGUAGAAAACAGUUAAAUACAGGAAGUAGUUCUUAAGUUCUACAACAGAAUCCCUCUCCCCAUCUCAUCCACAUCCAAAAUGCUGAGACAAUUUAGACAAGGAAGACAUUUUUCUGACUGUUUACAUCUUUAUUUUGUGAAAUCAAUGUUUAGUCAUUUAUUUUCAUUAGUCAAACCAUGUGUAUUUUGUAAUUUAGACAAGUUUUGGCCUUUUUAACAUUACGGUUGCUAAGUAACAUACCACUACCGGUACAUAUGUCAUAUCUGCUGUCCUUGUCCAACCAGGAAGUAAAAUUACAAACUUCACCAAAAUUACAAAACUAGAAAAGACAAGGAAAGAUUUUUGUAAAAUCUUAAAUAUAAUCAUGUUAAUUAUGUUUUAGAGAAAUGAGUAGUCUAACUUGUCACAUGCACUUUAAAUGACAGGCAAAAUCAGCUGUGAGUAAUUAGAGAGACCAUGAUCAAAAGUUGGUUGAUUUAGCCUUUUACUUGUCAUUUUAAUGAUCUUCUUAUUCCAACAAUCUGAUAAUUAGAUUUUGAGUGUGCGUGUAAACACAGCCACUGUUGAGCUCCAUUUCACUGGGAUAAGUCCAACGUCAAACAUGGAGCAAAAGGACUUUCAAUACAAAAAUGAUGACGAUGGUAGAUUGUGAUUGGUUAAUGCCACACUAUUGUACUGUACUGUACUGUACACUUAAUGAAACUUUGAAUAUUUACUCGACUAUGUACAGUGCCCUCCUCUCAUAUUGUCCUGAUCAAAUCCAACAGACUGUGUGAUUCAUGAGGAUUUGGGGCCAUUGGUACUGAACAAAAAAAAUCAAAUUUAAAAAUUGUAUUUAUGGUUCCAUUUAAUGAAAUUCGAGAUGAUGCUUGUAUUUGAAAGAUAAAUCUAAUGUAAAAAACACAAACUUAGGCCUUAAGUGAACAGCUUGAGAAUGACCUUGAUCUAUAUCAGAAAAAAUGUUUAGUAUUAUUUACUGUUUUUAGUCAUUUUGGGCAAUUUUAGAGCAAACUAAGCAAGCAAGCUUUGUGUGUGCUGCUUUCAAGGCCUCUGCAAUUCCAAGUACUACAUGAGAUCACACAGGACUGCCCCGGGAUAACAGCCAGGGAUUUCUGAUUCUGUACCUCUCACUCCUCCCCCCUCAUUCUCCCCUUUAGUCCUCCAAACCCCUCCUCCCCUCUACUCCUUCAGACCCCUCCCUCCACUCCCUUCCCCUAGUCCUCCAGGUACUGCCCAGUUUUGUGGCUUAAUUUGAAAUGUGGUUGUGGACUGAUCUUAUGUGUUUAGUCCCACUUCAUUCUGCUGUGUUAUUGGGCUCCUUCUCAUUGUCAAAUCUUAAGCUUACCUUUUUUGUUUUUAUGUUUUUUUCCCCAGUACAAGUGGAGGGCACUGUAUCGCUGAGGCUUGUGUCCGUCUUGCUGCUUGUUGAGCCCACAUACUCCACGUAUCAUCUAGAAUCCAAAGAGUUGAUUUAACAUGUAACUUUAUGCAAACGAGUGGACGAGAUCUUCUUAAGCACAUACUGAGUAGAUGUAUUUUCCUCGCCUGUCGUACUGUUAACUGCUCGGGUGACGCACUGUGACAUUUCUAUGACUUAAGGCCUUGUUCAUAAACUUAUUUUUAUGCUCUAAUAUCUAUAAGCAAUAUCUCAUCCAAGCUGCAAAGACUGUAACUCAAAAUGCCAAUACGAGGAGUGCUAGAAGACAUUUAUUUUGCUUAGAAAAUACAGAAUGCAGAGAAUGCAUUUAAAGUGUGAUAUUUUAUGAACAGAUGGAAUUUUCCGCAGUAAAGUUUGAAGAGAAAAUACUGUUUGUAUCCGAUUUAUUGCAAUAAAACGUGUAUCCACUGUGCCUGCACC
Molecule: messenger RNA, 4982 nt
Organism: Periophthalmus magnuspinnatus
Lineage: Eukaryota; Metazoa; Chordata; Actinopteri; Gobiiformes; Gobiidae
Gene: ccdc126
Product: coiled-coil domain containing 126
Exons: 4
Coding region: 463-927 (154 amino acids)
Source: RefSeq, a predicted model, not a curated record